Messenger RNA from Orycteropus afer afer, 615 nucleotides. The record is from RefSeq and is a predicted model, not a curated record. Lineage: Eukaryota; Metazoa; Chordata; Mammalia; Tubulidentata; Orycteropodidae.
UUCCGGCGGGGCGGUUAACGCCAGUGGGGGAGCAGUUGGUGUGGUGGUCUCGCGGGUGGUCCUGGCGGCCUUUGAGGAAAACGAGGAGGGUUUGAACAUGGCAGAAGGGGACACCCUGAUAUCAGUGGAUUAUGAAAUUUUUGGGAAGGUGCAAGGGGUGUUUUUCCGCAAGUACACACAGGCUGAGGGUAAAAAGCUGGGCUUGGUAGGCUGGGUCCAGAACACUGACCGGGGCACAGUGCGAGGACAGUUGCAGGGUCCCACCUCUAAAGUGCGCCACAUGCAGGAAUGGCUUGAGACAAGAGGAAGCCCCAAAUCACACAUUGACAGAGCAAACUUCAGCAAUGAGAAAGUCAUCUUAAAGGUGGAUUACUCGGACUUCCAAAUUGUGAAAUAAUGGCCUUAACUAAAUUGUCUAAGAUUAACUCAGUGGUUUUGGUUUUUAUUGUUAACAGAGGUAGAACUAUCGUGUGUUCAAUAUUAGAACUUGUCAAUAACUUAUUUUAGUAUCAGAUAUUUGAAUGCUAAUGUAUAUUGCAUGUAUGAUGGACUACAACCAUACACAUAAUCCUAAUCAAUAAAAUCACAUUAGAACCUUCUGUUUAGGCUACUUUU